Messenger RNA from Amphiprion ocellaris (clown anemonefish), 2291 nucleotides. RefSeq names its product leiomodin 2 (cardiac) a (gene lmod2a). The transcript has 5 exons. The record is from RefSeq and is a predicted model, not a curated record. Gene Ontology annotation, molecular function: actin binding; tropomyosin binding. Gene Ontology annotation, cellular component: myofibril; striated muscle thin filament. Gene Ontology annotation, biological process: pointed-end actin filament capping; myofibril assembly; muscle contraction. Bases 544 to 2064 code for a protein of 506 amino acids. Lineage: Eukaryota; Metazoa; Chordata; Actinopteri; Pomacentridae.
UCUGAAUACUUUCCGUACCCACCGUAUGUUGCUUAUUGACCUGAGACAUGUUGCUUAUUGAACUGAGACGUGUUGCUUAUUAGAAUGGAAUGUGUUUUUCUGCUGAAGGAAGUCGAUGCUGUGUUUAACAUAGGAGUUCCUAUGUCUAGGAGAUUGACCUCUGGGGUUGAUCAAUGGGGGUCUUGUUCUUUGACCAGUUGUCUUGUAAUAGGAAUCAUGUGUUGCGACCUCAUACUUCACCAACCCUUUAUAAGUGAGCGCAUCCUGUUAUUCAGAGAGAUUUCAUAUUGGCUCUGAAUUCUCCAUCAGGCAGACCAUGGUGCCUGAUCAGAUGCUGUGUUCUUUGCUAUAAAAUUAUUAUUAAGCAAGUUAGUGUCAACAGACAUUUUCUUCAACAUCUGCACAUCCUCGAUGUCUAAGAGAAACUACAAAAAUUUGACGCUGUGAGCAGGGUCUGCUUGUGGCCUACAGAAGCCGGUUCACUGACAGCUUUAACGGACUUUCUCCUGCACCAACAUUGACGUCAGAGGGCAUGGGUUGCUCAUGAGCUGUCAGCACAAGCCAUUCAGAGGUCUCACAUUCCAGCGGGAGCUGAAGAAGUACGAGGAGGUGGAUGAAGACGAGCUUUUGGCCACGUUGUCCUCUGCGGAGCUCCAGGAGCUGGAGAGGGAGCUGGCUGACCUCGACCCUGACGAUAACAUCCCCAUUGGCCUCAGGCAAAAAGACCAAACUGCCAAAAUCCCAACAGGGACAUUUGACAAGGAGUCUCUGCUAAAAUACUGGGACAAUGAGAACAAGAAGCUGUUGCUAGAUGAGAAGGUGGAAUCCAACCUCGGACAGGAGGGACUCCCAGAUAAGAGCAGGGGGAUGGUGACCACCAGUAACACCUGUAAGACCCUGGACAGUGACAGGAAGAUUUCACACAAGGGGAAAAAAGCGGGAAGGAGUGUUUGUGGCAAAAAUGACUCAAAGGAAGAUGAAGUAGAAAAGAAAGAUGAAUGUAAAAAAGAACUUUUGAUAGGAAGGAAGUGUCUGAAGAAGAAUGGCCUGUCAAAAGUCAUGAGGAGUGAAUCCAAGGGCACUGAAACCCCAAGCCAGAACCUGGAUGUGAUCUCUGAAAGACCCAGUGGGAACCCCAUUGUUAUCAGCAAAGCUCUGGAGCAGAUUCUGAGUGACGACCCUGCAAUGAUGGAGGUCAACCUCAACAACAUUGAAGACAUCUCCCAGGAUACCUUGCUCCGUUUCGCUGAAGCCUUGUGCACAAACACUCACGUCCACAUUUUCAGCCUCGCCAACACCCAUGCUGAUGACCGGGUUGCCUUUGCAGUCUCCAAGAUGCUCUGUGAGAACAAUUCCAUCAGAAACCUGAAUAUUGAGUCCAACUUUAUAUCUGGUCAGGGUAUCCUGGCUCUGCUGACAGCACUGAAACACAACAGGACAGUGGUGGAACUUCGCUUUCACAACCAGAGGCACAUCUGUGGUGGGAAAGUGGAGAUGGAGAUGGUCCAACUACUGAGAGAAAACACCACUCUGCUUAAGCUUGGCUACCAGUUUGACCUCCCAGGUCCGAGAAUGAUGGCAACCAGUAUUCUGACGCGUAACCAGGACCAACAGCGACAGAGGAGGCUCCAACAGAGUAAGGAACAGAGUCCUGCAGAGGUGCCUGGGCAAGUUGCUGGUUCAGCAGCAGCAAACAAACCACCAAAAAAGUCGUCACAUCACAAAACUGAAAAUCAGAACAAAAACCCUCCUCCUUUAUCUCAAGAUCCAACAAGGAAGAUUGUUGAAAUGGUCAAAGAGCAUGAAUGCUCAAACAGCACAAAGGCCCAGCUAAAUCAGAGGAAACCCAAGUUGAAGAAACUAAAGAAGGGUGUGAAUGAAAAAGAUAUAAGUGCAGAUAUUCUCAAAGACCUGAAGAAUGCCUUGAAGCCAUCAAUGCAGGAGAAACGAGACGAAUCCUCCCACCUGCCGCCGCCUCAGAGGUCAAGCCAUGAUGACCUGAUGGCAGCGAUCCGUGGGAGUAGCAUCACUUCCUUAAAAAGGGUGGAUAUGUCACAGACCUGAGCUGCCUGAUUGGUUGCAACUGAACUGUUCUCACCUUGUACUGAAACAUUUUGUUUUUAUGUCACGCUAAUGUCACUUUUUUAAAGACAAUAUUUAAUUUAACUUGUCACACGAUAUAGCAGAACACUGCAUCUCUGUGUGUUUCAGAUAUCACUGUAUUAUGUUACUGUGGUGAAACCUACUGUGAAUACACGUGAAUUGAAAUAAACUUUAAAUUUGGACAAAAA